AUGGCACUCUCUAUGACGAUGAAAAUGAUGCUCCUCAAGAGACGAGCAGUAUCAAAAGUCAAUUGGGAUGAAAAUGCCGACAGCACCCACUACGCCGACAUGAACCACCAUGGAGAACUUUACAGGAACGAUUCUCAGCAUUUCGACGACCGAUCCAUGACAUCGAAUCAAUCUUCGCCGACUUACUACAACGACGAGCAUUUUGCUCAGCAACCGAGCGAAUCUGAACAACUAUACGCAUACCAAGAGGUCUUGGACCAUGCUGAUGAGCAUGGUAAUUGGCCCGGUGAGGACAAUACAUAUCAGCAGUCACACGAAGAUCAGUCUGAGAGUGAUAAUGAGAGCGCGUCUGAUUCGGGGUCCUUGCUCUACGAUCCCCAGCCUGAUUACGGCCAUGAGCCACAGAAUCAGUACUUUCAACAUCAAGGAUAUGCGCCAGAGGCUGAUCAAGAUUCAGAUGGAUCUGAGGAUGACCAGAGUGAUAUGCAGACCGACUAUCAGGAUGAAAACAGUGGCGAGUUGAGCGAACAGUCUGACAGUAACGAUGCUGGGGAUGAUUACGAUAAUGGAUUUGACUCCCAAGACGACUCAAACUAG
Molecule: messenger RNA, 597 nt
Organism: Colletotrichum aenigma
Lineage: Eukaryota; Fungi; Ascomycota; Sordariomycetes; Glomerellales; Glomerellaceae
Exons: 2
Coding region: 1-597 (198 amino acids)
Source: RefSeq, a predicted model, not a curated record